Xenopus tropicalis (tropical clawed frog) is the source of this 1248-nucleotide messenger RNA. RefSeq names its product serine/threonine-protein kinase mig-15-like. The transcript is spliced from 12 exons. Lineage: Eukaryota; Metazoa; Chordata; Amphibia; Anura; Pipidae. The record is from RefSeq and is a predicted model, not a curated record. The coding region runs from base 462 to 977 and encodes 171 amino acids. Gene Ontology annotation, molecular function: kinase activity; protein kinase activity; ATP binding.
UAUAGGAGCAAUUAAAUUAUUUUUUAAAAUCUUUUUUUCUGACUUAACCAGGAGGAAGACCUGAUAGUGCAGGCGAGCGCCGACACCAGCCCCUGCCACUACCAGCGUCACCUAAAGAGACUGGCACCAACACUAGCCAGAACGAGGGCUCAGUAAAGGAACUGAGCCAAGAGGAUAAGAAAGACCUGAAGGAGGAAUCUGGCACUACCACCUGCCGGCCCGAGAUCUCCCGAAGAAAGCGAGUGGAACCUCCGACCAACGAGGGGAAUAACACCAUCUGACUGGCUGAGAAAUACCCAGAGCCCGGGAGAUAUUUCAAAUUGGGCGAACAAAUUGGAGAGGACCCCAAUGGAGUGAUUUACAAUGGAUGGCACCGAAGCAGACGAGUGGAGGUGGCCAUUGUAAUCAUAAAAGAUCAAGAGAAGCAAAAAGGAAUACAAAAAGAAGUUGAAGUCCUUGAAAUGGUGUCAGGCCAUGAAAACAUCGUGGAUUUCUAUGGGGCUUAUUACCAUCAGGCCCCACGGACACCAUCACUCCCUGAAGGACUAUGGAUUGCUACUGAGUUCAUCACUGGUGCCACUCUACAAGACCUCAUUGGCACCAGAAAGACCUUAGGAGAAAGGUGGAUCUCCUACAUCUGCAAACAAAUAAUCACGGGCCUUUUCCACAUGCAAAAAAAGAAUGUCAUCCACCAUGACAUUAAGCCCGGAAACAUCCUAAUCACCUCUUUAGGAGAGGUGAAGAUUGGUGAAUUUGGAUUUGCCACAUUUGGAGGAAAGAGCAGCAGUACUUUUGGGACUAUAACAUACUCGGCCCCAGAAGUACUGGCUAAUUUUGCCAGCAACAAGCUCGAGUAUGACCAUAAGGAGCGACGAUUUCCGUUUCUUCAUUUCCGAGUACCUGCAGAGAGACCCAUCCAGAAGACCGCCUGCAAGGCAACUUCUGUCGCACCCCUUCAUUGGAGAGAUCUGGGGUGAAAGGGGUGUGCAGAAGAACAUUGCCCAACAGCUGCACAGAGGAAUGAAGCACUAAAAGAACAGAAGAAGGCAGCCAUCGGGGGAGGGUUUGGGGCAUAAAUAAGGGGGCCUAUUUAACAUCCUUGGGCCCCCCACAUAACAUCGUGGUCCCGAUGGCAGCCCUCUAUGUUCUCUUCUUCAUGGACAACAGCAUCUUCUAACAACUGCAUCUGAGAAAUCUUUAUUGUGUACUGAUUUAUACAAUAAAUAUUCCAUCUUUAGAUUAUAUCAA